CCAUGUACGCAAACGCCCUAACAUUCCCCUUGGCAGUAGCCAUUUUCCUAGUAGGACUGGCCAUACUACCUGGUAUGCUAGCAGAUGAUGGAAUGGAUAUAACGAAUGAUGAACAGCCUAUUGAUGCCCUUGAUGCCAGAAAUCAACAAAUUGAUCUACAAUAUCUUCUCUCAAACUACCUUGCCAACCGCGACACCAGAUCAUGGAGCCCCCUUAGAAAUACAAACCGAUGCAUUGGUGAGAAGUGCCGAUAUGCCUGGAAGCGAGGAUUCGAGACCCCCGUCGGAUCAAGCAGGAUAAACUCCCGAGGAGCCCCGGCAUGGGCCACGUCCCAGUUCAGCAACAGCGGCUGCAGCGGAUCCUCCUGUUUAACUGGUUGGAAGCGAGGAUUUAGAGUUCUCCCGCAAUUGGAAGAUGAUGACAAUUAGACAAAUCAAAAAAGAAAUCAUGAACUCUUGAAUUCAUAUUCCACUAUUUUGAUCUCCUGUAGAAUCUUUGCACGCUGUAGAGAACGUUAUUUUCUUUGGGUUUUCCACUUUAGUUCUUUGUUACCAUGUUAUCAUUUUGAUCGUUUUCUAAUUCCCACGUAUUGCACUGAUCUGUAAAUAUAUGACUUAAAAUGAUUAAAGUGCAAAUGUGCAAUAGAUCUCCUUGUAUCACCUUAUUCAUGCGAUUUGUCAUUCCUAUUGUUUUACAAAAGUGUUUUUCCACUUUCUUCCACGAUACUAUAUUUCUUCGGCCGUUGUCCCAAGUAGUAUCGACUUAAAUGUAAGAAUUCUACUUAAUUGCUUGUUCACGUUCAUGUACACAUAUUUGCCAGAGUGAAAAAAAAAACAUGUUCACCAAAUGUGUUCUGUCUGUCACCUAUAGCACUUUCAUCUUUUUUUUCUUGACAACCUGACAUCGGUCUGCAAGAACUAAUUACGACAAAUAUUCUAAAAAUUUCAAACAUACCAUGAUGACGUGAUUACGAUAACUGUUCUUGGUUCAUAACUAUAUGCAUUCCCAGGCUCUCUCUUAUAUAACCUUUAAUUGUAGGUUUGUUUCAAGAACGCACCACUGUCGCGGAACCAUUAAGUAGCUGAAACAAAAUGAUCAUUUUGAUAUACUACAAACUUUUUGAAAGAGUGAAAUGUUGAUACACUCAUCUGUACCCGGGAAGCUUCCUUAUACAGGGCCGGUAUGGUUAAUUUCUGAUUUUAUUUCGAUAGUGUACAUGGUGUAUGUAAGGUCAAACAUCUUACCCAUUAAACGUGUAGGACAACUCUGCUCGUUUGCCCCUUUGUUCCAGAAAAUUGCGGUUGAAGUCUCGACCAAACAAGUCAAAUUCCAAGUGUAAAUAGACGUAGCAGUGUAGCCCUUUUGUAUUGCUCAAGUAGCAUGUAUCAUGUAUAUUACGCCAUCUGAAGCUGGUGGAUAUUAUUCUUUAACGAACUUCGAUCAAAUCGAGUGUUUUCUGUCAGAGGUCAUGUUCAUGUACACCUAACAUGCCGAAUGUAAAUCAAAGGUGGGAUACGGAAUGCACCAGGAUAUGCCAAAGCGUCCAGGAACGCCAAACGUGAAUAAGUGUUCAUUGUAAAUGAAAAAUCGGGGAGCCAUGUGUUUCUUUAACUUGAAUUUGUAUUUCCAUCCUACUUAUCUUCUGUAUUCUCCUUUAUCACCCCUUUUCUACUUAUUAAAAGAGACCAAACAGCUCCUUCCGAUUUUCUCUAUUGGGUGCUAAGCGCCGUCCCUGUUCAUCUUCAUAAUGAUAUAGUUAUACUUUCAAUUUCAAGGACUCAAAAUAAAUCCAGAUCAGCUGUGAAUAGUGACCGGCCGAAUAUUGGAAUCGUUUUAAUCCUACGGAUUAACUUUUAAAUCUCAAAAGAUCUAAAUUAAAGAUAUGUCAGACCUCUUAGCAGAAGCUAUAUAUUUAUAUCCUCAAGGUUGGAAUCUAUAUGUAAUAUUCGGUUGGUCAAUAAUCUCAGCCAGUCUGGAUUUAUUUCAAAUCCUUGGAAAUUAAAGUGUACCAUGUUUUAAAAUGGUGCGAGGAAAAAUAGAAUCUUUACACUUCUUUUUACGCAGCUAGCAUUUAUAUUAAGUGGCAUAAUCGAAAGCUGUUCAGUUAGUGGAUACAUCCAAUCACGUGAUUCGCACGAGUUUAUUCACUGUUCUUGACAGAAUAUCGUGGAAUGUAGCAAUAUCAGCUAGUUAUUUUCAUUUCCAGGACAUUGACCUAAGAAUCAUUGCUAAUGAAACAAUAGAAUGUGAAAAUUUUGCAUUAUAUUUCAGGACAUGAUUAACAAAUCAACUUCUAUCGUAAAACAUCGCGAUCAUAGCGAUGUAUUCUCUAGGAAAACAAUAUCUCUCGAAAGUAUUGGUGUUCUCUUUUCGCUUAUUUAUGGGUUGCAAUAUGUGGUUAAUAUGAAAAUAUGUAAAUCAUUGUGAUUCAGAUGAGAAAUUGUCGAUCAGAACUAAAUUAUUCUGGAUUUAUGUGUCUUGUAUAGUGUUUCACAAGCAUUAAUAAACGUUAGAUUUUCGUCAA
This is a messenger RNA of Lytechinus pictus (painted urchin), 2524 nucleotides long. RefSeq lists its product as uncharacterized. The record is from RefSeq and is a predicted model, not a curated record. Bases 3 to 428 code for a protein of 141 amino acids. The transcript has 3 exons. Lineage: Eukaryota; Metazoa; Echinodermata; Echinoidea; Temnopleuroida; Toxopneustidae.